CUUAAGUAAAGUAUCAUUCAGAAAACAAAAGGAGGAUUUUAUAUAGGAGAGUAUAAAUUUAUGGAAGUGGCGCGUGAGUUUCAAGCGCGUGAGCUGACUCGCUAUUCUCGCCAGUAUUGCUUCCCUAGGGUUUUCGUCAUUUCAAAAUCGAGACACUGAUCUUCAUGUAGAUUCGACCCCCCUCUUUCGAUCCUCAAUUCGAAACCCUAGAAAAUGUCUUCAAUCGGUGGAGCUUCGAAGACGGCGACGACGAAGCAGCAGCACAGGCGGGCCAAGCCAAUGCCCGUUCCUCAACACGCGCGAUCCCCUGCCCUCCUCUCUCCGUCCACCAACCCGUUCGCGUCGUCGGAGGCGCCGGAGGCCGACGAAGAACGACGUCCUCCUCCUCCCAUGCUGAAGGUCGCCUUGAGCUCGAUUUCGAAGCUCGAAGUCAGGAGCUUGAAGCGGAGACUAACCGCCGAGCUCGACGAAGUUCGAAGCUUGAUCGCGCGGUUCGAUCAUCCCCAAGGCGGGAACUUUACGACGGGUAAAGGGCGAAACAAGAAGCUGAAAACAGGCAACGGAGUUAAGAGAGGUGGAGGUGAUAAAGGUACGGUUCAGAUUUUCAAGAAGUGUAGCAAUCUGCUUGCGAAGUUGAUGAAGCACAAGGAUGGGUGGGUGUUCAAUGUCCCCGUUGAUGCUAAAGGUUUCGGCUUGCACGAUUACCACACCAUUGUUAAGGAGCCUAUGGAUUUGGGUACGGUGAAGGCUAAGCUAGGGGAAGGUUUGUAUGAUUCGCCGUUGGAUUUCGCUGAUGAUGUUAGGCUUACUUUUAACAAUGCGGUUUUGUAUAACCCCGUUGGGCAUGAGGUGCAUAGCAUGGCUAAGUUUCUGUUGAGCUUGUUUGAGGAGAAAUGGGUUCCUAUCGAACUGCAGUAUCAUAAUCUUGGCAGGAGGGAGAUCAAACAUGUUGCGUUACCUCGUCCUCCUGCUCCUGUUGUAGAGCCAUUACCAGCUCCUACACCUUCCCCGUCUCCUCCUCCUCCUCCUCCUUCUCUUCCGCCUGCGGUGCUUGAAGAUAUGACUUUGGAGAUAGUGGAGUCUGUGACGACACCGUUGGAACCUGAAACUGUCGUUACUACUGCCGUUGAGAAGCCUGAAGGAGAUGAGGAGGAGGCGCCUGUUGAUGUUAGGGACCUGACGAUGGAUGAGAAACGGAGACUCAGCGAAGAGCUUCAGGACUUGCCUUAUGACAAACUGGAAACGGUUGUUCAGAUUGUAAAGAAGAGCAAUCCGGAUCUCUCUCAGCAGGAUGAUGAGAUUGAGCUGGAUAUUGAUAGUCUUGAAAUCCAAACGCUUUGGGAGCUUUAUAGUUUUGUGACUGGGUAUAAGGAGAGCUUGAGCAAUAAUAAAAAGGAGGAUCAGGGGUUUGGUUCGGAAAGAGAUGCUGAAUCUGCUCACAACAUUAUCCAAGAACCGACCGCUCUAGCAACUGGCACAGAAACAUCGAGAGUUACUGAAUCAGGGAAAGCUAUUCGCAUCUCUUCUCCUACUCGGCAAGAAAACAAGGCAGGUGGAUCAAGUAGUUCUAACAGUUCCAGCAGUGACUCGGGAUCUAGCUCUAGUGAUUCUGACAGUGACAGCUCCUCUGGACGUGGAUCAGAUACUGGUAAUUAGAGCUGACAAGUCAAGAUAGUGUUUAGCUUUAGAGUCAGAGCCGUCAUGUUGUGCUCUCUUUUAAUAUGACUGUUAGGUUAUUUCUAAGUCGGAUGACUUUCUCUCCCCAAUUGGAUUGUUUUCUGUAUUAGGAUGUUUUACUGUACAGAAGAAUGAACUGUGUAGAUGUCUUCCUCUAAUCAACUGCUAGAACAAAUCUAUUGUUUAGAGCAGUAAAGGAAACUACAAUGGGGCAAUGAGAAGAAUUUGUUUUU
Raphanus sativus (radish) is the source of this 1910-nucleotide messenger RNA. RefSeq names its product transcription factor GTE5, chloroplastic. Lineage: Eukaryota; Viridiplantae; Streptophyta; Magnoliopsida; Brassicales; Brassicaceae. Gene Ontology annotation, molecular function: protein binding. The record is from RefSeq and is a predicted model, not a curated record. The transcript is spliced from 4 exons. Bases 214 to 1656 code for a protein of 480 amino acids.